Tripterygium wilfordii is the source of this 588-nucleotide messenger RNA. Its product is annotated as early nodulin-93-like. Lineage: Eukaryota; Viridiplantae; Streptophyta; Magnoliopsida; Celastrales; Celastraceae. Bases 122 to 439 code for a protein of 105 amino acids. The transcript has 4 exons. The record is from RefSeq and is a predicted model, not a curated record.
CUUAUAAACACCCAUUCACAAUCUCACUUUACUCUUCAAGUUAAAUCAAAUCUUCAAAAACCCAAUUGAGUUUUCAGUUUUUGUCAUCUGCAUUGUUACUUCAUAAAUUAAGGCAUUUAGAAUGGCAGAAAAGAUGACCAAGUACUCUCCAGUACUUGAGAAGACUAGCUUAGCCUCACUUGAUCAAAAGCUAGCCAUGGCAAAGCGUUGUUCUCAUGAGGGCGUGGUUGCAGGAGCUAAGGCAGCCAUUGUUGCCAGCAUUGCUGCUGCUGUUCCCACUUUGACUAGUGUGAGGAUGCUGCCAUGGGCAAAAGCCCAUCUUAAUCAUACUGCUCAAGCUCUCAUUAUCUCCACGGUGGCUGGAGCAGCAUAUUUCAUUGUAGCAGACAAGACAGUUUUGGCCUCUGCAAGGAGAAACUCCUUUAGGCAAAUCCCUUAGCACUGAAAGCAUAAUUAAUCAUGACAAUAUGGACUUAUUUUAACUUAAUUUGGUUGUAUUUCAUUCCCUACCUCAGAAGCAGUUUACUAGUUUAGUAUGUAAACCCAUCAUCUAUCUAUGUAUCAAUAAAGAUGGUUCAAUAUUUUUCA